CACACACCAGAGUACAAGAUACAAGAAAGAUCUCUGGUGCCCCUUUGGUGACUACACCACACUAGUUGUACCACGCACGGGUGUCUCUUUCAACCGGUCAGUAUCUUUCAAACUCUGGUAUAAGAAGUUCUUACAACUGACAAUUUUGUUCUGAGUAGAUUCAAGUUAUUAUUUAUAAAUAAAUAUUAUUUUUAUUUUAAAACAAAAAAAGUUGUAAGUGAAGAAGAAAACCUUUUGACCUGAUCGCGUGCUGCAUCUGAAGUGAAAAAGUGCCGGUAGAGUUCGUGAACUUUUAAAGGAGAGAAUAAAGAAGUACAAUUAGAAGGAGAAGCAGAAGCAAAAGUAUAAGAAUAAGACAAAUAAUUUAAAGAAUAAGGGUGAAAGAGAACUAAGCUAGUACUUUUGUUCUGGUUCUUCCUCUUGAGUAAUAAUCUUAUUCUUGAGCUUCCGGGUGAGAAUGUGGGCUGGACAAGAUGACACGCAGAGGUUUAAAACCAGGGUUUUGAAACCACCUGGUGGCGGUAGCAGUGACAUAUUCGGCGGAGCAGACGAAACAAGCCCACGGCGUGUUAAGAAUCACAAUGCAUCUCAGCUUGGUUCAGCAUUAUACGGUGACAGUGGUGCAAGUACAGGCAGCAGCAGCCCCGAGACACCACGUGCCAAUAAGCCCGGUAAUGAUUCACACAAACGUCUGUUUGGUCCUCCCGAACCCGCUCCCAAAAACACAAAAAAUCACAUGCGCAGCAACAUCUCCCUCAGCGGAAAUGAUAUUAUUGACAAUAUUAAUUCGUCAAAUUGUCGCACAAAUAAGAACAAUGAGUCUAAUGGGACUCACAUCAAUGGCACUGCUUUUUUCAACGGCAACGCUAAUACUAAUGAUAUCACAGCAUUUAGGAGAAUCAAACGAUUUCGAGGAUCGUCCUUUAUACCGCGGAAUCCCGUGACUGGAGAUGGAAUUGACAUUACGCCAGUGCGGCGCAGCACACGAAGGUGUCGAGAUCGUAACCCGGUGACAGGCGCUGGAUACACACCCGAUCAGCAGAAUAACGUGACAUCGCACAAUGGCAGCAGCAAUGCCAGCAUUAAUGGCGAUUCAAAAUCAACAACUGAUUCAUCUCCAUCAAGCACAAAUAAACAACCUGGUCGUGGCCGUGUACCACCCGGUGGAUUCUCUUCUGGUCUUUGGUAAAAAGGGCUUCCUUUUUAUCUUCGAGUAUUUUUUAUCUCACAUGAGAUAACUCAAAAAAAUACACAAGAAACGAAAAAAAUAAACUUCAAAUUAAUCAAUUUGUCAAUAUUAUCUAAAGAUUAAUUUUCAAAUGCUUCAGCCGUUGUCAUUCCUAUUCAUUUUUUUUAUCGCUCUUCGGCUUAUAAUUUUUUUUUUUUUUUUAAUUAAAUUAUAAUUAAAUCUUUCUUUUUUGAACAAAAAAUUAUUUGUACUUGUACAAUUAUUGUCGUAAAUUAAUUGGUGUUAAAUAAAAAUUAUAAAUAAAAUAGAAAAAAAUAAAUUUUGUAAUAAAAUAAUUUCAAAAUUAAUAAACAUUAAAGGAUUUAAUAUAUAUUCUCGGGCGUAAUUAAUAAUUGUACAUUUAAUCUUAUGAUUAUUAUUAUAUUUCUAUAAUAAUUAUUUAAAUAAAUAAAUAUAUAAAUUAAAUGCACCAUAUGAAAGUUAUUAAAUAAGUGCUUUCUCAAUGCUGUGCCUUCUUACUAUCAUAUAUUAAAUAUAUCAUUUUUUGUUGGCUUCUUCAAAGUCGGUAAAUAUAAAAGAAUAAAAUAAUUAAAAAAAAAAAAAAAGUGGAUAAUAACUAGGCACUUGAAUAGAUUUAACUGUACAUGAGACGCCCGAGUGCUCUUCGUGAUUUUUCUCCUUUUUAAAAUUUUCUUACUCUUACCAUCUCGUGUAAUAAUUCAUUUUUUUUUUCUUUUUACAUUUCUCAUUAUUAUUAUUU
Microplitis mediator is the source of this 1949-nucleotide messenger RNA. It is a transcript of the gene Jupiter, whose product is annotated as microtubule-associated protein Jupiter. Gene Ontology annotation, cellular component: nucleus. The transcript has 5 exons. The coding region runs from base 458 to 1189 and encodes 243 amino acids. The record is from RefSeq and is a predicted model, not a curated record. NCBI's taxonomy places the organism in Eukaryota, Metazoa, Arthropoda, Insecta, Hymenoptera, Braconidae.